AAAAAUCUUAAAACAUUUUUUUUUUUUAAGUUUUUUAACAUUGUCUUAUCCAAUUAUUAAAUUUUAAUAACUUUUGUCCAUUUUCUUUAAAUUUUAUGAAUUUUUUAAAAAUUGAAUCACCAAAAAUGUCAUGUCAAACUACUACUUCUAUAAUUUCUAAGGAAUCGCCUUUAUUAUCACUUCCGUUCCCACCUACUAUUAGUGCUUCAGAUAUUAUAAAUAAACGUAAACCUUGUAGAUUUAUAUCAAAAAGUCCAAAUGCAUUUUUGAUUUAUCGUAAAGCCUUUUUAGAUCAUUUAUCCCUUACGAAUCACAACCUUAGAAUGACGGAAGUCUCUAAAUUAGUGAGUAAUCACUGGAAGAAUGAAACAGAAUUUGUUAAAGAUGCAUAUCGUAAAAUUUCACAAGACGUAGAAACUGAAUUAAGCGAAAAACGUAAAGAUUGCGUUUCUUAUAGAGUUGUGUGGAAAAAUUCUAAAUAUAAUACUACUCGUAAACGAAAUAAAUGUGGAAAAAUGGGAAAGGCGAUGAAAAAUAAAGGAAAUAAAUUUGAUGCUAUUCAAUCUAUUACAAAAUUUAAACCUACUGCCAACCGUGGAAAUAUAUUUUAUCAAUUUGUACCCGCUUUUCCUAAUAUUGAACAUAAUUCAAAGAGCUCAAAAAAGCAUGAGAAAGAAGUUAUUUCAACUUCUGAUCAUGAAAAUGUAUGUAAUUCUCCAGAGAUUUCUUCCCAGAAUUCAGAAUAUUCAGAAAAUUCGGAACAUUCAGAACAUUCAGAACAUUCGGAACAUUCAGAGCAUUCAGAGCAUUCAGAAUAUUUAGAAUGUUCAGGAUUUAACGAGUUUAAUGAAUAUCCUAAUUAUCAAGCGUCUAAUUAUGAUUUGGAUUGUAAUCAACUAAAUCAAUUAUAUACAAAUUUUAAUAAUUGUAAUGAUUUUAAUGAUCAGUUUUCUGAAUCCCUUAUAAAUGAACAGCAAGAACAAUUAAUUUAUCAAAAUAUUCCAAAAAAUAAUAGUAUUUACGAAUUUGGAUUGGAUUGGUAUUUGCAGAGCUUUAUGUAAUUUUUAUUUUUAAAAAAUCAUUUUUAUAUACAUAAAGCAAAACUUAUGAAUUGUAAAUAUGGAUUCUUUAUGUAUACUUCACUUUUUCUACGUUAUCAGUGGGGUUUUAGUUUAAUAGAAACUUUUGGAUUUCGUUUAAUAAAAUAUUCGGGAUUCGGGAUUCGUUUAAUAAAAACACUUGGAAUUCGUUUUAAGCAAACACUUGGAAUUCGUUUAUUAAAAACUCUUAGAAUUCGUUUAUUAUGAAACACUUGGAAUUCGUUUAACACAAACACUUGGAAUUCGUUUAUU
Molecule: messenger RNA, 1352 nt
Organism: Rhizophagus irregularis DAOM 181602=DAOM 197198
Lineage: Eukaryota; Fungi; Glomeromycota; Glomeromycetes; Glomerales; Glomeraceae
Source: RefSeq, a predicted model, not a curated record